This is a messenger RNA of Rhopilema esculentum, 2698 nucleotides long. Its product is annotated as sphingosine-1-phosphate lyase 1-like. Gene Ontology annotation, molecular function: sphinganine-1-phosphate aldolase activity; pyridoxal phosphate binding. Gene Ontology annotation, cellular component: endoplasmic reticulum. NCBI's taxonomy places the organism in Eukaryota, Metazoa, Cnidaria, Scyphozoa, Rhizostomeae, Rhizostomatidae. Gene Ontology annotation, biological process: carboxylic acid metabolic process; sphingolipid catabolic process. The record is from RefSeq and is a predicted model, not a curated record.
UCAUGUGACUCCAGAUCAGUCCGAAGAAAUUGUGGACGAGGUGAGGGUGCAAAAUUGCUGUAAGCGAUGGCGGUAGAAAUGGCAACUGAGGCAUUUGGGAAUGCUUGGGAAGGCUUUCUUGAUAUUGUAGAACCACACCUCCCAGAGUAUCUUCACUGGAAUGAAAUAUGCUGGACAUUUGUUCUGUAUUUGGCAGAAGUAAGACUCUUCAUUCAUCGAAAUACAAGAGGAAUGGAACACUGGGAGAUUGUUACCAACACCAUCAUAUAUAGUUUUGCUGUGUUUGUUGGGUUGCUUGUGUUGAAAUCGUUUCUAGGAUGGCUGUUCUUUCAUGAUAAAAGCUUGAAAACUAGGAUUGUAGAAGCUUUCUUCAGAGUGGUGAAGAAAAUUCCAAUUAUUAAAGACAAGAUUAAAGAUGAAGUUAAUAAGUCACUUGAUGAAAUGACCCAAAUGGCCUUUCCUUUACCAGAAAAUGUGAAUUACAGAAAGAAGCUUCCAGCAAAGGCAUUUUCUGAGGAGGAAAUAGAUGCAGAAAUAGACCUAAUGCAGUCACUGAGUAAAUACAAAUGGGAUGAUGGCCAUGUAUCCGGAACUGUUUACCACGGUGGAAAGGAUUUGACAAAAGUUUUGACAAAGGUUUAUGGGAAAUUUGCUUGGUCAAACCCUUUACAUGCUGAUAUUUUUCCAGAUGUGCGCAAAAUGGAAGCAGAGGUUGUUAGCAUGUGCAUCAAUAUGUUCAACGGAAAUGAAGACUGCUGUGGAACAAUGACAAUCGGUGGCACAGAGAGUAUACUUCUUGCCUGUAAGGCAUACCGGGAUUGGGGAUACGCAAAAGGAAUUACAAGACCGGAAAUGAUUUGUGCGAACACUGCUCAUGCUGCAUUUGACAAGGCCGCGCAUUACUUCAGCAUCAAGCUUGUCCAAAUACCCGUCGACAAGAAAUCAUUUAAGCUGGACCUGAGGGCAAUGAAAAGGGCAAUAAACAGGAACACAGUUCUGAUUGUCGGAUCAUGUCCGCAAUACCCACAUGGAAUCAUCGAUCCAAUCGAAGAAAUGUCGAAAAUCGCAAGUUAAAGGUACCAAGAUCGGCCUACAUGUGACAGCUGUCUUGGGGGAUUUUGGUUUCCCUUCAUGAAGAAGGCCGGAUAUGACCUCACACCAUUCGAUUUCCGAUUGCCUGGCGUCUCCAGUAUAUCCGCUGACACCCAUAAGUAUGGAUAUGCACCAAAAGGUUCUUCUGUUAUCAUGUACAACAGCAAGGAAUUAAGACGUUACCAGUUUCACUGUGCACCAAACUGGACUGGUGGUAUCUAUGCUUCUGCAACGAUUCCUGGAAGUCGGCCAGGAGGUAUUAUUGCUGCAACCUGGGCUGCAAUGAUGCUGCAAGGAGAAGAAGGUUACGUUGACUGCACAAGACAAAUCAUCAAGACUCGACAGUUUAUUGAAAGAGAGUUUCGUAAGAUUAACGGUCUGGUAGUUUACGGCGAACCAGAAGUGUCGGUGGUUGCAUUCUCAUCAGACAAGUUUGAUAUUUUCCGAUUAUCAACUGCCCUUGUGGAAAAAGGAUGGAAUUUGAACCCACUUCAAUUCCCUGCCGGUAUGCACAUUUGCUGCACGAUGCAGCAUACACAACCUGGAGUCGCGGAAAAAUUCGUAGCGGAUGUGAAAGGCGAAGUCGCUGAGCUGAUGAAGAACCCCACUGGACCGACCACGGGAGUGGGUGCAUUGUAUGGUAUGGCACAGAGCGUUCCAGAUAGAUCCAUUAUCAAUGAAUUAGCGUUUGGCUAUCUCGACGCAUAUUACUCAACCGACAAACUGCAAUCAUCUAAAGGGAACGAGAAUAAGGUGGCGAAUGGAGCAGCGAAAAUUCCUAAUGAUAAGAGCAACGUUAAAGAUGGUAGUGCUAAAAAGCGGGCCAGCAAAAAUGGCAGCGUAAAGCACUGAAUGACAUUUUAUGCAUUGAAACAAGCUACAUUGUAAUAAAAGUAUUUCACGCUUUUAAAAACUUAUUUUUUAUCGCAAAUUAAAAAAUGAUUUGAUGCAGACACGUUUAGCAAUUACCUUAAGAACCAAGUUUUUCGUUGAGGUAUCAAGAGUUGAACUUUCUCUUGUACGAAAUAUUUAGGCCAUAAAACUCUCCCCGACAUUUCAUUGCGUGUUUCGUAACAAUGCUUCGUAACAAGUCUGAAGCACUUUCAUAUUUAGUACGAUAAUUUCAAGAUCUCAAUGUUGGCAUCUACCCGGUUUUUAGACAUUGUCGUGUGAUAUUUCUCUCUGUCUCUGUCCAAGUACGGAGUUAUAAAUCAUAGCAAAAGAUAAAACAACAAUUUUGCUUCAUAUAUUUAUAUAUAUUUGAAGCUCAGUCCACCAACAACCAUGAAUUCAUUACACUGAUCUGAUUUGAAUAGAACUUGAGUUUUCCAAAUGGUUAAUAAGACAUACAGUAUUGCAUGGGUUUGUUACUUAUUUUUCCCCUUUAAAACAACAAUAAUAUAAUUUGUGUGUGCUAAUUAUCCAGUUUUGUUUUCAUAGAACUUAUAACAUAGAAGCAGAUGUUUUGAAACGGGAAGUAGCUAUUAUGAUUUUCGUGUUCUCGCAUUUUUCUUUGAGAAACUAUGGCUGGUAGACAAAAGCUUGAAAGUCUGUCAAAACACCGCCGUAAACUACCAGGCCAGUAGAGAAGCUCUUGCUCGAUUGA